This is a messenger RNA of Fonsecaea nubica, 987 nucleotides long. RefSeq lists its product as hypothetical. The record is from RefSeq and is a predicted model, not a curated record. The transcript has a single exon. Bases 1 to 987 code for a protein of 328 amino acids. Gene Ontology annotation, cellular component: mitochondrion. NCBI's taxonomy places the organism in Eukaryota, Fungi, Ascomycota, Eurotiomycetes, Chaetothyriales, Herpotrichiellaceae. Gene Ontology annotation, biological process: mitochondrial respiratory chain complex III assembly.
AUGCAUCAAUCGCUGCCACCCACCACAGCCCCUACCGUCACGUCCAAUGUGACGGCAUCGUUCCCUAGCAACGAACCCCAAUCCAAAUCCGAGUCGGAACCACCACCAGAACCAAAAGACAAAUCAUCUGCACAACCCACCCUCCCCGGCGCCGGUGUAAGCGUGUCACAGAUGCAGCGCCAAAUCCAAUCGCACCUCAGCAACCCUCCGAGCAGGUUCAGUCUUCCUACCCGCCUUGCCGAAUCACUCAGGAAAAACCUGCCGGCCGCGACAAGAACCUACACUAUCUAUGGCCAAACCGAAGCGAUAUUCAAAUUCUGUGCGGCACCCGCCGACUACACCAUUCCACAGGAGCAACGAAUGAAUAUAUACACGGGAAAGGGACCGCCAAAGGCCACGGCACAAGAGGGGGCCGAACUGGGACAACCUCUACCCGAAAACAAGGACUCAUGGUGGUUCAGUACUCUUGAUUUGCCGCCUACCUUCUCGACCUGGUCGCAAGUAACGUUUCUGCACAUGUAUGUUGUCGUGACAAAUCUGCGGGCGAUGCUUGAAUCCGAAACCGAGUAUCAGGAUUAUCACCGCUACCUGAUCGAGCAUUUUUCAAGAGUGGCAGAGGACAAGAUGAUACUGUUGCACAAUCUUGCUGCUCAGGGUAUCCGAAGUCGGUACCUCAAGGACCUGUUUUUGCAGUAUCGGGGGAUACUGGCAUCCUACGAUGAAGGUCUCAUCAAGGGAGACGCGGUUCUCGCAAGCGCAGUAUGGAGAAAUCUAUAUCGUGCAGAUGAACAAGUGGAUUGGGAGAAGGUGUCUCUCAUCGUCGCGUAUCUGCGAAGAGCGGUCGGAACAGUUGGGCAAUUGACGUGGGAGGAGUUACUCCGGACUGUGAACAGCCAGACGGCGCCUUGGGCCUUUGAUCAGUCCGAACAGAAGCACCUCCAACAGCUAGUGGCUGCGAGGAGCAAGGGCAUGAACGAGACUCCUUGA